Melanaphis sacchari is the source of this 1279-nucleotide messenger RNA. Its product is annotated as NADH-cytochrome b5 reductase 2. The transcript has 7 exons. The coding region runs from base 142 to 1071 and encodes 309 amino acids. Lineage: Eukaryota; Metazoa; Arthropoda; Insecta; Hemiptera; Aphididae. Gene Ontology annotation, molecular function: oxidoreductase activity; FAD binding. Gene Ontology annotation, cellular component: mitochondrion. The record is from RefSeq and is a predicted model, not a curated record.
AACAUAACUACUUAAAGUUAAAUAAUCUUUAAAAAUUGAUUAUUAAUAAAUUAUAAUUCUUAUUGAAUUUCUCUGCUAGUGUUUUUGCAUGAUAUGUAAAAGACUACCUAUACUAUUUCAAAUCUGCACAGAUUAAUCACAAUGGGCAUUCUUGAUGAUCUUAGUGUUUCUUCGGUGUUAGUUGGACUUGGGAUUGUUGUUACUACUGGUUUUGCUAUAUCAGCAUUUGUAGCCAAUUUCCAAAAGAAAAGUAAAAAAAAAAGAACUUUAGUGGAUUCAAAUACUAAGAUUCCAUUACCACUUAUUCAAAAACAUAUUAUUAGUCAUGACACACGAAGAUUUAGAUUUGAAUUGCCAUCCAAAAAUCAUAUUCUUGGUUUACCAAUUGGGCAACACAUACAUUUAUCAGCAAGAAUAAACGAAGAAUUAGUUGCUCGUGCUUAUACACCGGUCAGUAGUGACAAUGAUGUUGGAUACAUGGAUUUGGUUAUUAAGGUUUAUUUUAAAGACCAAAAUCCUAAGUUUCCUGAUGGUGGUAAAUUAACACAAUAUCUUGAAAAAAUGGAAAUCGGAGACACAAUUGAUGUUCGAGGACCUUCAGGUCGUCUUAUUUAUCACGGUCGUGGAGAUUUUGAAAUUAAAGCUGUUAAAAGAAUAGAUCCUUCUCAUAACUUUUAUGCUAAAAAAUUAUCAAUGAUUGCUGGUGGUACUGGUAUUACACCAAUGUUACAGAUAAUUAGACAAGUCACUAGAGAUCCUAAAGAUGAAACCAAAUUGUCAUUACUUUUUGCCAAUCAGACUGAAGAAGAUAUAUUAUUAAGAGACGAAUUAGAAGAAGCCGCUAAAAAUCAUCCCGAUCAGAUCAAAAUCUGGUAUACAGUUGAUAGACCUACUGAUGGAUGGAAGUAUAGUGUUGGAUUUAUAUCAUCUGACAUGAUAUCAGAACAUCUAUAUCCACCAGCUCAAGAUACAUUGGUAUUGAUGUGUGGACCUCCUCCAAUGAUAAACUUUGCAUGUAUUCCAAAUCUUGAUAAACUUGGAUAUGAUGCUAAGUUACGAUUUUCUUAUUAAAAAAGAUAAAUGUUUUUCAUUUUUAUUAGACCGUCCGUAACAGUUUUGAGUUGUAUUUGUUGAUUCACAUUUUGUAUUAGAUUUUGAUCAUUGAAUGGGUAUUUGGUAUUUAAAAACAUUUAAAACCCUUUUAUAAUGUUGCUAAUAAAUUGGUGUUAGCACUUAAUUUAUGUACAAAUUGUUUAAUCUAGCUAAGCAUAAUACAAUA